Penicillium psychrosexuale is the source of this 1371-nucleotide messenger RNA. RefSeq lists its product as uncharacterized. Gene Ontology annotation, molecular function: monooxygenase activity; oxidoreductase activity, acting on paired donors, with incorporation or reduction of molecular oxygen; heme binding. Bases 1 to 1371 code for a protein of 456 amino acids. The record is from RefSeq and is a predicted model, not a curated record. NCBI's taxonomy places the organism in Eukaryota, Fungi, Ascomycota, Eurotiomycetes, Eurotiales, Aspergillaceae. The transcript has 2 exons.
AUGCCUACCAAUAUCCCAGGACCGCCCGGAGUUCCCCUCUUGGGUAAUGUUUUCGACGUCAACCCCAAUGAGACGUGGAACUCGCUCAACAAGUUGGCUAAGCAAUUUGGCUCCAUUUUUAAAAUCAAUGCCCUCGGACAUGAGAUCGUUUUCAUCGGCAGUGUCGCUCUGUUGGAAGAGAUUUGCGACCAGACCCGAUUCCGCAAGUGUGUUACAGGACCAGUGGUCGAAAUCCGAUAUGCCGUGCACGACAGUCUGUUCACAGCAUACGACUACGAGAAGAGCUGGGGUAUCGCCCACCGGAUUAUGAUGCCUCAUCUUACGCAAUCUGCGACCGACAACCUCUUCGGUGACAUGGCGGAGGUCAUCCCGGACCUGACCAAGAAGUGGAGUGCAGGAACCAAGACACGCACUCUGCUCACCAAUGACUUGGACCGUCUCCUUCUUGCAUCCUGCAUGCAAUGUUUCUUCAACCAGCGCGUGCACGUGCUCGAAGGCGCCGAGCCACCCAUGCUCAGCGCCAUGGACGGCGCCACACUGGAGGCAAUGAAGCGACCCACCCGCCCCAAGUUACUGAAUUGGCUUGUAUACCAGCGCCGAUUCGAGAAAGACACGAAGACCAUGCGCGAUUUCGCUGCGCAGGUAAUCAAGACCCGGAAAGAGCAGCCAGAGACUGCCCGCAAGGACAUCCUGGAUGCGAUGAUGAACGGCGCCGACCCGGAGAGCGGCGAGAAGCUCUCCGAGUCGCAGAUUAUCGAUGAGAUUAUCUCGAUCUUUAUCGGUGCCGCUACAGCACCCAACCUCGUAUCCUACGCCCUGUACUACCUGAUGGAGAACCCGAGCGAGAUCACCAAAGCGCAGGAGGAGAUCGACCGCGUGGUCGGCGACGGCAAUAUCGACCUAGAGCAUCUGCAGAGCCUUAAUUACGUCGAGGCCAUCCUACGCGAGUCGAUCCGUCUUUCUGCCACCGCGCCGGGCUUCAACAUCGAGCCCAUUCCUUCUGACGAUAAGAGCCCUGUCCUUCUUGCCGGUGGCGAGUACCAAAUUGCCCACAACCAGCCCAUGAUCGCGGUCUUGAGUCAGGUCAACCGCGACCCGGCUGUCUUCGAGGACCCCGAGGCCUUCAAGCCUGAGCGUGUUCUCGGCGAGAAGUGGGAUCAGCUCCCUGCUGCCGCGAAGAAGGGCUUCGGUAACGGCAAGCGUGAGUGCAUUGGCAAGCUCUGGGCUUGGCGGUGGUCAUUCUUUACUCUCGCCAGCAUUCUUAAGGAGAAUACGUUUGAGCUGGCGGAUCCCAAGUAUAAGCUUGAGUCGAACGGUGCAUUCAGUAUCAAGCCGCUUGAGUUAUAUGGUCUUGUUAGCCCACGGAAGUAA